AGAGGAAAGGAAAAGUUUAUAUUAACACAACGAAUUGAACAGCAGCCACCUCAUACAUUUGGCCCUCUCAAAUUUGCUAUACAUUCCUCAUCGAAGGCUUUCUUUGUUCCGUGUCUGAUCUUACUGUGUUCAGAAGAUUGUUGGAUACCUUACCAUACUACAAAAUUGUUGAUAUCCUAAGGUUACUCAUAGAACUCAACCAACUCAAGAUAUCAAGAAACUUAAAAAGCAACGCGGCAAAGAAAAACUUUGGUUUACGGUCCUGAACGUGAAUUAAACCUUAAACCUUUGUUGUUUUUUAUGAUAUAAACAGGAGAUUUUGCACCCAGUUCAGAAAAUAAUGACUUCGUUUGGGUCGCUUAAGCAGGCUAUCUUUGACAGACAAGCAAGAAAACAGCAAUACCAAGAUCACAUACUUGGCCUGAAUGCUUAUGAUCGCCACAAGAAAUUCCUCAAUGAUUAUGUUGGAUAUUAUGGAAGAGAGAGAUUCACACAAGAAAAGUUGCCUGUUAAAACAGAUCAGGAUACACUUAAAGAAGGAUACCGGUUCAUACGAACUGAGGAAGAUGAUAUGAAUCCAUCUUGGGAGCAAAGGUUGGUGAAGCGCUACUAUGACAAGCUUUUUAAAGAAUAUUGCUUAGCCGAUAUGACACACUAUAAGAGUGGCAAGAUUGGUCUGAGAUGGAGGACCGAAAAGGAAGUGAUAUCUGGGAAAGGGCAAUUUGUUUGUGGUAACAAACACUGCGAUGAGAGAGAUGGUAUAGCUAGCUACGAGGUGAAUUUUUCAUAUGUUGAAGCAGGAGAAAACAAACAGGCCCUAGUGAAAUUGGUAACCUGUGAAAGAUGUGCAGAAAAGCUUCAUUAUAAAAAGAGGAAGGAGAAGGAGAAGGAGCAAUCUAGAGAAAACCUGAAAGAUAAGCAUCGUAGGGAAAGGGAAAGAUCUGUAAGUGAUGAUGACAAUAAGGAUGAUAAAUAUGAACGAAGGAAAGGCAAGAGUAGAGGGUCCAGGGCUUCAACUUCAUCUGAUAAUCCGGGUAAUGAAGAUAAUGAAAAUAUUGAUGAGUAUCUGGAGGGAAUGUUUCCUUGACAGGAGGAUAUUGAUAUCAUUGUAAAGAUUUCAAGUUCCAUAAAAAAUUUUUAGACUGCAGCUAGAUAUUUUUGUUGGGGCAACAGAUUGGAAAUUUGGUAGGAAAAGCGGAAGUAAAUUCGUAUCUUUAUAUGGCUAGACUGUUUAAAGGAACACAGAAACCUAGAAAAGCAGGAAGUGGAGAGCUCAAGUAUUCUAUUUGGUUGUCUUAUCCAUGAUCGGUCAGUCCUGAUUCUACGUCGGGUAUUAUUCACAUGUAGCAAGUAUUCUAUGUAGCAUUUAGUUAUCUACAGUUUUUGUUAACAGUAGCUACUCUGUAUGUAAAUACAAAAUCUUGCACACCUAUGGUCGUUGUGAAGUUUCUUGAAGUUUGUUCCUUUGACCUGACGAAUGUCUCAUCCUUCAAUUGUUGUAGAUCGAUUUAGAGAUGUAUUGCUCCUCUUAAAAGAAGGCAGUGAAGUUCAUGACUA
Nicotiana tabacum (common tobacco) is the source of this 1557-nucleotide messenger RNA. RefSeq lists its product as uncharacterized. Gene Ontology annotation, biological process: dephosphorylation. NCBI's taxonomy places the organism in Eukaryota, Viridiplantae, Streptophyta, Magnoliopsida, Solanales, Solanaceae. The record is from RefSeq and is a predicted model, not a curated record. Gene Ontology annotation, molecular function: phosphatase activity.